Messenger RNA from Cornus florida, 3426 nucleotides. Its product is annotated as AP-1 complex subunit gamma-2-like. Gene Ontology annotation, cellular component: AP-1 adaptor complex; Golgi apparatus; membrane coat. The record is from RefSeq and is a predicted model, not a curated record. Gene Ontology annotation, molecular function: clathrin-cargo adaptor activity. The transcript has 18 exons. NCBI's taxonomy places the organism in Eukaryota, Viridiplantae, Streptophyta, Magnoliopsida, Cornales, Cornaceae. The coding region runs from base 337 to 2967 and encodes 876 amino acids. Gene Ontology annotation, biological process: intracellular protein transport; receptor-mediated endocytosis; Golgi to vacuole transport.
UUUCACACACACACACACACACACAGCAUUCCAUCGUAAGUGGAAAGAGACUCCCCAAAUAGAUUCAUUACACAAUCAGCACAUUAAACUCAUUUCUACCCUUUCCCUCUCUCUCUCUAGAUCCAAAUCCGUCUGUACAAGUCUGUAAUUCCAUUCCAGAUCCUCCAAUUGACCUCUCCAGAUCUCGAUUCUAAGCUUCGCUUAUAUAUAUUGUUCAUAUAUAUAUAUAUACACGUACAUAUUUAUAAUUGGGCUAUCGGUGAUUGAUCGGUUUCGCGUUCGUCUUCGCAUCCGGAUCUGAUCAAGCUAUUGUAGAGCUUCGAAACGGACCCAAUCAUGAAUCCCUUCUCAUCUGGUACGCGUUUAAGGGACAUGAUUCGGGCUAUACGUGCUUGCAAAACUGCAGCAGAGGAACGCGCUGUUGUAAGAAAAGAAUGUGCUGCUAUUCGUUCAGCAAUUAGUGAAAAUGAUCAAGAUUAUAUGCACCGUAAUCUGGCAAAGCUCAUGUUCAUUCACAUGCUUGGUUACCCCACACAUUUUGGUCAAAUGGAAUGCCUGAAGUUAAUUGCUUCUGCUGGAUUUCCAGAGAAGAGAAUAGGAUAUCUUGGCCUAAUGUUGCUUCUGGAUGAAAGACAGGAAGUUCUAAUGUUGGUCACAAACUCACUAAAGCAAGACCUUAAUCAUUCCAAUCAAUAUAUUGUGGGACUUGCUCUUUGUGCUUUGGGGAAUAUAUGUUCUGCAGAAAUGGCUCGUGAUCUUGCACCGGAGGUUGAAAGAUUGCUGCAAUUUCGAGAUCCAAAUGUUAGGAAGAAAGCAGCAUUAUGCUCUAUAAGGAUUAUAAGGAAAGUGCCUGACCUGGCAGAAAAUUUUGUAAACCCUGCUGCUGCAUUACUUAGAGAAAAGCACCAUGGAGUACUGAUAACUGGAGUUCAGCUUUGUAUAGAUCUAUGUAGAGUCAGUGCAGAGGCCCUUGAGUUUUUCAGAAAGAAAUGCACAGAGGGUCUGGUCAAAGUCCUAAAGGAUGUUGUGAACAGUCCAUAUGCACCUGAGUAUGAUAUUUCUGGGAUCACAGACCCCUUUCUCCAUAUCAGAUUGCUUAGGCUUUUGCGCGUGUUGGGCCAAGGAGAUGCAGAUGCUAGUGAUUUUAUGAAUGAUAUUCUUGCUCAGGUUGCAACAAAAACUGAGUCAAACAAAAAUGCGGGCAACGCGAUUCUUUAUGAAUGUGUUGAAACCAUUAUGAGCAUUGAAGAUAAUAGUGGCUUGCGGGUGCUUGCUAUAAAUAUUUUGGGAAGAUUCCUGUCAAACCGUGACAAUAAUAUCAGAUAUGUUGCAUUGAACAUGCUGAUGAAAGCUAUUACAGUAGAUGCACAAGCAGUGCAGAGGCACAGGGCAACAAUCUUGGAAUGCGUGAAGGAUUCAGAUGCUUCAAUUCGUAAAAGGGCCCUUGAGCUUGUAUAUCUUCUUGUGAAUGAAAGCAAUGCAAAGGCUUUGACAAAAGAGCUAAUUGAAUAUCUGGAAGUAAGCGACCAGGAAUUCAAGGGAGAUCUUACCGCCAAAAUUUGCUCUAUCGUUGAAAAGUUUUCCCAAGAGAAAAUUUGGUACAUUGAUCAGAUGCUCAAGGUUCUCUCUGAGGCUGGAAAUUUUGUGAAGGAUGAAGUUUGGCACGCCCUUAUUGUUGUUAUUAGCAAUGCUUCUAACCUCCAUGGAUAUACAGUACGGUCCCUAUACAGAGCUGUUCAAACAUCAGGUGAACAGGAAAGUCUUGUUCGAGUGGCAGUUUGGUGCAUUGGAGAAUAUGGAGAAAUGUUGGUCAGUAAUGUCGGAAUGCUUGAUAUAGAGGAACCAAUUACUGUAACAGAGUCUGAUGCUGUGGAUGUUGUAGAGAUUGCUAUUAAGCGCCACACCUCAGAUCUUACCACACGAGCAAUGUGUUUGAUUGCUUUGUUAAAGCUGUCUUGUCGUUUUCCAACUUGUUCACAGAGGAUAAAGGAUAUCAUUGUUCAAUCUAAAGGAAGCCUUGUGCUUGAAUUGCAGCAGAGAUCCAUUGAAUUCAAUUCUAUUAUCGAGAAGCAUCAGAAUAUCAGGUCUCAACUUCUGGAGAGGAUGCCAGUUCUUGAUGAAGCAACUUACGUUGGAAGGAGGGCUGGUUCUCUGCCAGCAACUGUUUCAACUUCAAAUGGGGCUGCAAUUAAUCUUCCAAAUGGAGUUGCCAAACCUGCUGCUGCUCCACUUGUUGAUUUACUUGAUCUCAGUUCAGAUGAGGCCUUGGAACCUAGCUCAUCUGGCGGUAAUUUUCUUCAGGAUCUUCUUGGUGUUGAUCUGUCACCAGUUUCGCCACAAUCAGGUGGGAGUCAGGCUCAAAAAAGUGGCACGGAUGUCCUAUUGGACCUUUUGUCAAUUGGAAUGCCUCCAGCUCAAAACAGCUUAUCUACACCUGAUAUUUUAUCCUCCAGUCAGGAUAACAAAACUGCAGCUGGUGCACUAGAGAGAUUGUCAUCACCUGCAUCUUCUGCACAAACCCCUUCUCCUGCUGGGGGUUCUUCCAUGAUGGAUUUGUUAGAUGGCUUUUCUCCAGAUCCACCAAAGCCUGGAGACAAUGGUCAUGCUUAUCCGCCAUUAGUUGCAUUUGAGAGCAGCUCGUUGAGAUUAAUGUUCAACUUCUCAAAACCAUCUGGAGAUCCACAAGCAACCCAUAUCCAAGCUACUUUUACAAACAAGUCACCUAAUGUUUAUACAGAUUUCAUUUUCCAGGCAGCUGUACCGAAGUUUCUUCAGCUGCACUUAGAUCCAGCUAGCAGUAAUACUCUCCCUACAAGUGACAAUGGUUCAAUCACACAAACUUUGCGAGUUACCAACAGCCAACAUGGCAAGAAAUCCAUUGUCAUGCGCAUACGGAUAGCUUACAAGAUGAAUAACAAAGAUUGUUUGGAGGAAGGACAAAUCAACAAUUUUCCUCGUGGAUUGUGAGUUGAAUGGUCCCCAAGUGUUGUUUAAAGACGGUGACAGAUGAGCUUUUAUAUGAUCUUUUUUUUUUUUUUUUCCUUCAACAGAGGUCUUCUCGCUGUCUAGCGUUUAGUGCAAUCUUUUGUUUCAAAUUCUAUUGUUUGGAGGUCAUGUGGCUUGUAGGCCUUACUUUUCAUUUCUUUUCUUACUCGUUGAAGGUAGUAUUUGUACAUUAUGAGAAGAUCUCCUGUACGGGUUUGUGGGAAGUAUUUUUGCAUUUUGAGGCACGUAGAGGAACUCCGUCUUAUAUUGGGAACUUGAGGUGCUCUUGUUGCUGAACUUUUACCCUUUUUUGUUUUUCUUUUCAUUUUUCUGGAAUCUGCAACUUUUGGUCUUCAAGAUUUUGUUAAAAUUUAUACCAAAUUACGAAAAUUGUAAAAUAUUAUUCCAUUUUAAUCAUGAACUUUCUGUCUUAUGAAAUUA